CAUCAAAUCUCCGUUUGUAAAUCUGAUAUCAAUUUCAAAUGAAAUUUGAAACUAAUUAAUUUUAAAUCGAUAUUAUCAAUUUAUACUAUCGGCAUAUAAACUCUAUAGAGCACUUUAAGCCAUUCGAAAUUGAUAUUAAAGUAGAAGAAGAAAACGGUCUAAUAUUAUUUGAAAGUCCCUUUUAAAAAAUAAAUAAGAAAUGGGACAACAAACGGGGAAAAUGCCAGACACUUGGGAGGAGUUAAUGGCUGAAAAAGAUAGAGUUUUGCAAUGGAGUUCCGAAGUACUUGCACAAAUUAACGAUAAUAUUCACAACGAAGAUAUAUUUUUGAUGGAUUUCGAGAAUGCUAAAAUAGAUGCCAAGGUGGAAAAAUGGAUAGCGAAUAAUAAAACUCGGAUCGAGAGUACAAUGGCGAAGUUUCCAGACGCAGAUAACGACUCUGAAGACUUCAUUACUAACGAAAUACCAAAGAUCAAGGAACAAAUUCAGUAUAAAAUGAGAAAGGACUAUCAAAAAGGUUACACUGAUUUAAAAAAGUUUAGCAAAAGGGUCGACAAUCUGGGAAAUGAGGAACGUAAAGUUCACAAAGAGAUACUGCAGUUGGAAGAUUCGUACAAAGAGAAUCCGAAAAAAUACCAAAAAAAGUUUGUACCACUGAGGAUGAAAGUGUUCAGUAAUUUACGAAUUGGUGAAAAAAUGUUGCAUGAGGAAAAUAGACUUAAAGGUUUAUCAAAUUGAUCAAAAGAGUUUGGGAGAGUGCAAUAAAAAAAUUAAGAAACUCCUGAAGAGAUUUGAAAGAUUGGAAAGUACUUGAAUUAUUGAAAAAUAAUUUUUCGAAGAUUGUUGAGAUCAUAAAGUGUUUUAGGCAGGUGCAGAUUUAAAGAAAUAUGCGAUCGCUUUGAAAAAAUAGAUAUGUUAGUAGUAAGGAUUUUAUUUAAAGGUGUUGAACAUUUAAAACUAUUCAGUGACUAAACUGUCUAAAAGUUACUUAAAUAGUCUUCGUUUAUCUGGUGUUCUGUUUUAUAAAUUAAUUUAUGAAUUAUCUACAUGGUAAUAAAAUAUUUAUCACAG
Molecule: messenger RNA, 1072 nt
Organism: Belonocnema kinseyi
Lineage: Eukaryota; Metazoa; Arthropoda; Insecta; Hymenoptera; Cynipidae
Exons: 4
Coding region: 200-739 (179 amino acids)
Source: RefSeq, a predicted model, not a curated record